This is a messenger RNA of Mesocricetus auratus (golden hamster), 3415 nucleotides long. RefSeq names its product basic leucine zipper ATF-like transcription factor (gene Batf). Gene Ontology annotation, molecular function: DNA-binding transcription factor activity, RNA polymerase II-specific; RNA polymerase II cis-regulatory region sequence-specific DNA binding. Lineage: Eukaryota; Metazoa; Chordata; Mammalia; Rodentia; Cricetidae. Gene Ontology annotation, biological process: regulation of transcription by RNA polymerase II. Gene Ontology annotation, cellular component: nucleus. The record is from RefSeq and is a predicted model, not a curated record. The coding region runs from base 2725 to 3102 and encodes 125 amino acids. The transcript is spliced from 3 exons.
GGGGGACUUACUAGGCACGGGACAUACAACUGUAAACACGAGACAGUCUUCGGGCUGAACACGGAUCAUAUCCCACCACCUUCAUCAUCUCCCUCGUGAUUUAUGCUACCAACAUCUUUUGCUCGGGUCAUUACCCCUAAUAAUGUAAUCCCAGCUGGUCUUCCCUCAUUCACUUUUCUCGCCAUGGUAAAAUCUCACUGUGUCUGCAGGGAUCCCAUGAACAUGUCAUUCCUCUGCUGCCCACCAAUGGCUGCCCACUUGUGGGAGGCAGCAGAGAUGACCACAAGUCUUUCAACUGGAGCCACAUCAAGAGGUAGACUUUAUUUUCAGCUCACUGGACAUUGGGUGGCUUUGUGACUUUGGUCAGUAGGAUGUGGCGGAUGGGACACUGAGCUAGUUCUGAGCAUGGAUUUUUGGAGGUUCUGAGUCCUUCUGCUCUGCUUUUGGAACCUUGUUCCCCCACCCAAUAAAUAGCAGGCAGGAUUUCUGGGAAGAGGGGAUGGGGUGAGCCAAGGAGAACUCCAGGAAAAGACCUUCUAGACCAGUCAAUUACCAAUCAGUCUGUCAGCAGAGACGUUAGAUGCAACUAGAGCAAUGAUGUAGUCUUCUGGAAUCUUCUAGAUGACUUACAAACUCAUAAGCCAAAAGCAUGUGUUUGUUUAAAACUAUCAAGAUGUUCCUAGUCUGCUACAUAGUGGAAACUUACUGAUAAAUCAGAGAAAAAAGUCAAACUUUUUGUCUCGCACAUGGUGUACCAUGCUGACCUUUUCUCCUGCUAAUCUCAGGAUCUGUGAUCCAGAGACACUGGCCUUCCUGCUGCUCCCACCCCAGGUGUGCUGAUAUCCUUGCCUGGAAUUUUCCUCACUUAGAUACCCCCUACUUUUCCUUGGGUUCCUGCUCAAGUAUGACCCCCUUCAUCACACCCUUCCUGACUGGCUUACAGAAGUGGCCAUCCUCAGAAUUCUCCUACCCUGCUUUAUUUUUAUCUGGGACACUGGUCACCCUCUGGUAUAGCUCACCUGUGUACUGUCUGCUCUCGCCACUAAAUAAAAAUUCCACGAGGGUUGAGAUUUUUAUUUUGGUAGGUUUGGUAAUAUUGUCAUCAGGCAGAAUUUUAUCAGUGGACCCUCAAAUGCUUUUGGGACCAUGCAUAUUGUUAAUCCUCAGAUUAAGCAAGGGGAGCAAUUGGCUUUGAGCCACACUGGGAACAUAGCAAGACAUCUUAUUUUAAUGGGGAUAAGUGUUUUACCUGCACCUGUGUGUGUGUGUUGUGUGUGUGUGUGUGUGUACCCUGUGCAUUCCUAGUACAUAAGGAGGCCAGAAGAGGGAGUUGGAGGCUCCAAAACCGGUUGUGAGCCCCAUGUGGGAGCUGGGAAUAGAAAAACGCAAGACCUCUGGUAGAGCAGCCAGUGCUAUUGACUACUGAGCCAUCUCUCCAGCCCCCAAACCUGUUUUAAAAACAGCCUAAGUGCCCAGAUGAGAAUGGGAUUCUUCAGGAAAACUACAAACAUGCUCUCGUUAUGACACACAUGACAAGCAUGAGCAUCUCCAUAGCAUGCUUUACAGGGUAUGGGGACAUUACAAUUCAAACGGUUACUCGCUCCUUGCAGUAACCCUGAGAGGUAGGCAGGGCAGGUGUUAGGUGGGGGUGGACGUGGGUUUUCAUCACGGUUGAUCAGAACCCAAGUCCAGAACUUGUCACCCAUUUUGACAUUCUCUCCUUGCUGGGUUCUGACCUAGUGACUGACUCCUGAAGAUUCAAGGUUAACCUUGAACUCCUGAAGGACCCUCUCCACGGAAGCAUCCCUUUUCUUGGGAGAAUGUAAGCACCCUGCUAAGAGGCACAGGUGAUGGUGAACCCCACAAGCCCCUUUCCUCCUCAGUUCCUAGCAGUACCUCUCAACUCUGCCACACGUAUGUUCCCACCGGGAAACUUUCUGGGAAGCAAGGGUGAAUAGACAGCAGACAUUCCAGAACCUCCCUAUGACUCCCAAAGAGUCCCAACUUGUUUGGCAGUCUGUAAAAGACAGUGCCUUCCUUCUCUUUUGUCCCCAGACCUACCCUCACUGUCCUGUAGGUGACUGAGGAAGGCUCAACCCAAAACAGGGUGGGCAGCUGCUUUCCAGUGAAACCCAGAAUGAGGUCCUGGUCUUGUUGCUUUAUUUGGGUUUAAAAAUCAAGUCGUGUGACGGUGGAAACUCUCUCCCGCUGUUCCCCACUCUCUGCCAUGUUGACAGAAGAGGACUUGCUAAUUCUGGCUGGGGAUUUUCCCUGCCUGACUGUUUUUCUCUUUUAUCUCCAUCAAUUGAAGAGAGCUUGCUCUGCCUUUCAAACUGCCGGAAGAAACUGGGGUUUUGUGUAUUUUUUUUCUUUCACCUAAUUCUGUGGUCUUUUCCCAGAUAUGUAUUUUCUCUCUAACUACCUUCUAACUUGUUGACGUUUCCGCCCAUGUGACUUCCAGCUUGAAUUACCAGAAACCACAAGAGAGAGCGUGUGCGCAAGCCCCAAAGUAAGCGAGAUGUCCCUUUGGGGAGCAGUCCCUCUGCACCCCAGAGACAGGAGGACACAGGGGGCUGUCGGAGUUGGCUGCCGGGCAAGCAGGGGAGGCACCUGUGGAAGGUGGAGGGCUGGUGGCCCCCUAGCAGUCAGAAAGGGGAGCCAGCUAGUGAGCCGAUCGCCCAGAGACGUCUGGGCCGUUGUGGGAGAGUCCGGAAGAUUACAGCCAUGCCUCACAGCUCCGACAGCAGUGACUCCAGCUUCAGCCGCUCUCCUCCCCCGGGCAAGCAGGACUCAUCCGACGAUGUGAGAAAAGUUCAGAGGAGAGAGAAGAACCGCAUUGCUGCCCAGAAGAGUCGACAGCGGCAGACACAGAAAGCCGACACCCUGCACUUGGAGAGUGAAGACCUGGAGAAACAGAAUGCUGCUCUCCGCAAGGAGAUCAAACAACUCACAGAGGAGCUGAAGUACUUCACGUCCGUGCUGAGCAGCCACGAGCCCCUGUGCUCCGUGCUGGCCAGUGGUGCCCCCUCACCUCCCGAGGUGGUGUACAGUGCCCACGCCUUCCACCAGCCUCACAUCAGCUCGCCGCGCUUCCAGCCCUGAGCCCCCAGAUGGGAAGAGGGCAGAACCCCAGUUGAUGCUACUCCCACAGGUCUUCGGAGGGGCAUGAAAGCCGAGGCCUGGCUACCCUCAUACCCCCAUCCGGAGAGCCAGCGGCAGAGGCCUGGGCAAGUACUGAACGCAAGAACUGUAGUGGCCAGAGGGACUUGGAGUCUCCAGCAGAGUAGAGCCCAUGUACUGGACGCCACGUGAAGGAGAAGCAGCCCCGAGUGACGUGGAUGUCUAAGGCCCACAGCACAGAGGAAGGAGGGUAGGGAGGGGAUACUUUUCUAAAUAAAUAUUUUCUAAGAAACCA